Messenger RNA from Ascoidea rubescens DSM 1968, 2141 nucleotides. It is a transcript of the gene SSB2, whose product is annotated as Hsp70 family ATPase SSB2. The transcript has a single exon. The record is from RefSeq and is a predicted model, not a curated record. Gene Ontology annotation, biological process: vesicle-mediated transport; protein refolding; cellular response to unfolded protein. Gene Ontology annotation, cellular component: plasma membrane; cytoplasm; nucleus. NCBI's taxonomy places the organism in Eukaryota, Fungi, Ascomycota, Saccharomycetes, Ascoideales, Ascoideaceae. Gene Ontology annotation, molecular function: misfolded protein binding; ATP binding; ATP hydrolysis activity. Bases 161 to 2002 code for a protein of 613 amino acids.
AAUUUCAAAAGAUUUAAUACUUUAUCUUAAGUUCUUACUAUAUUAUUAUUAUUAUUAUAAUUAUAAUUUUUUUUUUUCAAUUUAACUCGCUAUUAUCUUGAAUAAUAAUACAAUAUACCUCUAAUAUAAUAUAAUAUUUAAUAUAAUAAUUUGAAAAAAAAUGGCUGAAGGUGUCUUUCCAGGUGCUAUUGGUAUCGAUUUAGGUACCACCUAUUCUUGUGUUGCUACUUACGACUCAGCUGUCGAAAUUAUAGCUAACGAACAAGGUAAUCGUGUUACUCCAUCUUUUGUUGCUUUCACCUCUGAAGAACGUUUAAUUGGUGAUGCCGCCAAAAAUCAAGCUGCUUUAAAUCCUGCCAAUACCAUUUUUGAUGCUAAACGUUUAAUCGGUCGUCGUUUUGAUGAACCUUCUGUUCAAAAAGAUAUUAAAACAUGGCCCUUCAAAAUUAUUGACAGCAACGGCUCUCCUCUAGUUCAAGUUGAAUACUUGGGUGAAACUAAAACUUUCUCUCCACAGGAAAUUUCCUCCAUGGUUUUGACAAAAAUGAAAGAAAUUGCUGAAGCUAAAAUCGGUAAAAAAGUUGAAAAGGCUGUCAUCACUGUCCCAGCUUACUUCAACGACGCUCAACGUCAAGCUACCAAAGAUGCUGGUGCCAUUUCCGGCUUAAACGUUUUGCGUAUUAUCAAUGAACCAACCGCUGCUGCCAUUGCUUACGGUUUAGGUGCCGGUAAAUCUGAAAAGGAAAGACAUGUCUUGAUUUUCGAUUUGGGUGGUGGUACCUUUGAUGUCUCCUUAUUGCAAAUCGCUGGUGGUGUUUUCACUGUCAAGGCUACUGCCGGUGAUACUCAUUUAGGUGGUCAAGAUUUUGACACAAACUUACUUGAUUACUUUCAAAAGGACUUCAAGAAGAAAACUGGCUUGGAUAUCUCCAAGGAUUCAAGAGCUUUACGUCGUUUAAGAACUGCUUGUGAACGUGCUAAACGUACUUUAUCUUCUGUUGCUCAAACUACUGUUGAAGUCGACUCCUUAUUCGACGGUGAAGAUUUCUCUGCUAACAUCACUCGUGCUAGAUUUGAAGAUAUUAACUCUGUCUUAUUCAAAUCUACCAUCGAUCCAGUUUCUCAAGUUUUGAAAGAUGCUAAAGUCCAAAAAUCUGAAGUUGAUGAAAUUGUCUUGGUUGGUGGUUCCACUCGUAUUCCAAAAGUCCAAAAAUUGUUAUCCGAUUUCUUUGAUGGUAAACAAUUGGAAAAAUCUAUUAACCCUGAUGAAGCUGUUGCCUAUGGUGCUGCUGUUCAAGGUGCUAUCUUAACCGGUCAAUCCACCUCCGAAGAAACCAAAGAUUUAUUAUUGUUGGAUGUUUGUCCAUUAUCUUUAGGUGUUGCCAUGGAAGGUAACAUUUUUGCUCCAGUUGUUCCAAGAAACACCACUGUACCAACCAUCAAACGUAGAACUUUCACCACCGUUGCUGACCACCAGACUACUGUUCAAUUCCCAGUCUACCAAGGUGAACGUGUUAACUGUGCUGAAAACACCUUGUUAGGUGAAUUCGACUUGAAAAACAUCCCACCAUUACCAGCUGGAGAACCAGUCUUAGAAGCUAUUUUUGAAGUUGAUGCUAACGGUAUCUUAAAAGUUACUGCUGUUGAAAAAUCAACCGGUAGAUCUGCUAACAUUACAAUUUCUAAUGCUGUUGGAAGAUUAUCAAGUGAUGAUAUCGAAAAGAUGAUUAACGAUGCUGAAAAAUUCAAAUCAUCCGAUGAAACCUUUGCCAAACGUCACGAAGCCAAACAAAGAUUAGAAUCUUAUGUUGCCUCAAUUGAAACCACCAUCACUGACCCAGUCUUGUCCUCUAAAAUGAAACGUGGUGCUAAGAACAGAGUUGAAUCUGCCUUGUCUGACGCCCUAGCUGCUUUAGAAUUAGAAGACUCUUCUGCUGAUGAUUUACGUAGGGCUGAGUUAAGUCUUAAACGUGUUGUUACUAAAGCUAUGUCUUCCCGUUAAGUUUAAAGUCUGGACCUUUUUUUUUAUUGUUUAAUCCAAUUGCAAGAAAUUUUUAAUUGUUUAUAAUUUAUGAAUCUUAUUUACUUGAGUUACUAUUCGGGUUAAAUGCCAAAAAUAAAAUCGGUUUUUAAUUUUUUUU